CUGGUUAUUUAUUUUUGCCUAAACGUGUAAUUAUUUAUAGUCUUCUUGUAGAUAACAUAUUGAACAUAUUGAAUUAAAGAAUUUUUUCUCCUCCCACUUACUUGGAUAUCAGCAGGAAGUAAGUAGUAAUGUUCUUUUUAUUAGAAAAAGGAGGAUAAUCUAGUAAAUUGGGCAGUUAUAUGUGUAGCUGGCAAUCAUGUGUUUUAUUUUAAGUAGUCUACCUAAAACAUUGAGAACCUAAUUCCUGUGAUUCAAGAGAAUGUAAAAGUGAAAGUAAACUUCCUGAAGAAAACAAACAGGAAGAGAAGAGAAGAGAACGACAAAUGGCUACUAACGCCCUACAGUCUGAGGCAGACUGCACUUGCCCUGUGUGCUGUGAUAUAUUUACUGACCCUGUUUUGCUGCUGUGCGGUCACAGCUUCUGUCAGCAUUGUUUGCAAGAGUGGUGGAGACAGAGCACACAGAGGACAUGCCCGGUUUGUAAGGAAAUAUUUCACAUGACUCGGCCGCCACGAAAUCUGGCGUUGAGAAACCUGUCUGACUCCUUGAGACAGGAGAGGAAUAAGAAUGCUGGAUCCAAUGAGUUUUGUUCCCUGCACGGUGAGAAGUUCAAACUCUUCUGCCAGGAUGACCAGCAACCCAUCUGUUUGGUUUGUCGAGAUGCUAAGGCACACAAGAAACACAACAUUGUUCCUAUUAAUGAAGCAGCAGAGGAGCACCGCGCCAAAGUCCGGCUCAAUCUGCUCAAUCUAAAAAGUAAGCAGGGAUCAUAUGAGAAGGUAAAACAGAACUGGGAUAAAAUAGCCAAGAAAAUCCAGUUUCAGGCUCAGCAGACAGAGAAGACCAUCAGAGAUGAGUUUCAGAAGCUUUAUUGGUUCCUGCGAGCAGAGGAGGCUGGUCGGAUAGAUGCAUGUCGGAAAGAGGCAAAGUGUAAGAGUGAUGCAAUGAAUGUGAGGAUUGUAAAUUUAACCGCAGGGAUUUCUGAGUUCAUGAAAAAAAUCAAAACCAUAGAAGAUGAGAUGAGAACAGAUGACAUCUCAUUCAUGCUGAAUGUGAAAAAAACAUUGAAGAGAUCUUCGUGCACACAGCCAGAACCAGAGACUCCAACAGGAACAUUAAUUGAUGAGGCUAAACACAUUGGCAACCUGCAGUUCUCAGUUUGGAACAAAAUGGCUGCUAUCGUGCAAUACACUCCUGUAACUCUGGAUCCCAACACCAGCUCUUAUGAUCUGACUGUAUUGGAUAACCUAACUAAAUCAAGAGAAACAACUAAUUCUCAGUCAAUUCCUGACACCCCGGAAAGGCUGCAGUGGUCAGACAUUCUUGGCUACCAAGGUUUUAACUCUGGUAAACACUGCUGGGAUGUGGAAGUGGAUGGUUAUUGGGCAGUAGGUGUGGCUGCUAAAACCAUAUAUAUGCCUUCCUGCGUGCCAUCUUAUAAAACAUGGGGAAUCUAUAUGUGCCCUUGCACUAAUAUCCUGCGUAACCUUACUCUAGGGGAUUACCAAACAGAAAUUGUAGCAGAUUCAUUUCCUAAAAAGAUCAGAGUGCAGUUUGAUUAUGACAAAGGAAUUUCAUUUUUUGACCUUGAUCGAAAAAGAAUAGUGUAUGACAUUAAAUACACCUUCACAGAAACAGUCUUUCCAUACUUCCGUGGAAUUGUAAAGAUUUUACCCACUAAACUAUCAGUCAGUGUGACGUAUCCCUGAUCUCCAAUCUAAAAAUGCUUGAGGCCAAACAUCAAGAUGAAGCACUGAAACUGUCUUAUCUUACUUACAAAGAUGUUUGACUAAACUUAGCAAAUUUUGAACUUCUUGACAAGAUAUUGGUAAACAUGUAUUAUACCUUAUUUUAGCAGGGUUCCCGAUCAGUAAAUUGGUAUUCUAAUAGUUUUCCUAACAGACAAACAACAUUGAAUUUAUAUAAAGUUGACUUGUUGUCCAUGGUAUGAUCACCUACUAAACCUAAUCUACAUGUAUUUUCCUUCAUGAAAAUCCCAGGCAUCCAACAUGGUUUUGUCAACUGGUUUAAGGAAUCAUGUAGUGUGGUGUUCUGGAAAGGUGCAGUAACAGUUUUAGUUUUGCUAAUGACAGUUUUGACUGCAAAACAUGUCCAAAGCAAUAUAAUUUAGGGAACACUGCAAAACUAUAAUAGUUUGAAUGUCACAAGUUAAGUGCGUGUCCUCUAUGUCUAGGAUAUUUUUUAAUUAGCCACUUAUGGGACUUAGAUACAAGGCUAAAAUUAAAGGAUUAAAAUGAUAUGGGAGACAAGAUAACGAAGGAGAAUAUGAUAUGAAGAAAGAUAUAUAUGUUUUAUUCCACUUGUUUUUUGUCUACAGAUUUUACAGUAAAAUGUUUGCAUACUUUUUUGAGAGUAAAUAAGGUAUGAUGGUAUGAUAUGUAUUCAGCUUGAUCAAACUUAAUGAAACGAAAUAUAACAAUUUGAAGGUAUCUAUUAAUUGUUGCUGAAGACACAAACUUUUAUUAGUAUGCUAUGUGAGUUGCUAUUAAGUUUCAUUUUAUUCUUAUGGGGUUUGAGCUGGGCAAUGUUGUGACUAAUCAAAUAGUUUGGUAUAAAUAGAUGUAUAACUUUAUUGUAUUCCAGUGAUCUACCUACAUUUAGUUUUACAAUAUCACUUGAAAGAUCAUUUAUUUGAUUUAAAGAGCUUCAAUUGGGCAAUGAUUAGACCAUAUUUAUACUGAGUGUCUGAGUAUAAUUUAGUACAAGUAGUAAUUAAAAACAUUUUCUCUUUAUAUCUCAAAAUAUAAAAAAGAGAAUCACAUUUACCUUCAGUGAAUUUAUUUUCAUAAGCUAUAAAACACAGGGUGUGUAGAGCUGAGAAAGUAGACCAUGAAAGUAUUUCCUCUGCGUGUGGCGCUCAUAAAUCGUUUGGAAACCGGUGAGAACCUAGAAAGCAGAAAAUGAGUGAAUCAGAUCAAAAGUUGAUCACAGGUUUAUAAUACUGGUAGGCCUUCAUGUUAUACUAAAGCCCAAACAGUGAGCCAAUAAUAAGUUGAAAACUAAAAGGAAACAGAAGUUUCCAAACUGUUUAGGACAAGAUGUUUAAGAAUUCAGGUAGCUACAACAUAAAUAGGAGUUAUUUUACUUCGUAUAAAAAUGUGACAUUAUCAACCGUUAAACUCUUCAUUGCUGUAUUUGUGAAAGCAUUUUUUAUCCGAUUUAUUUCUAAAAUCGAUCAACUCUGUUUAGAUGUUUAUUUUUGCUGUUUGUUGCUAAUUCUUGUGACAAUGCAUAUUGUGUCUUUUGUGUUUGAAAAAUAAAUACAGUGAAAUGUA
This is a messenger RNA of Girardinichthys multiradiatus, 3296 nucleotides long. RefSeq names its product E3 ubiquitin-protein ligase TRIM35-like. The transcript has 6 exons. Lineage: Eukaryota; Metazoa; Chordata; Actinopteri; Cyprinodontiformes; Goodeidae. The coding region runs from base 324 to 1709 and encodes 461 amino acids. Gene Ontology annotation, molecular function: zinc ion binding. The record is from RefSeq and is a predicted model, not a curated record.